Molecule: messenger RNA, 2050 nt
Organism: Megalobrama amblycephala (Wuchang bream)
Lineage: Eukaryota; Metazoa; Chordata; Actinopteri; Cypriniformes; Xenocyprididae
Gene: srsf10a
Product: serine and arginine rich splicing factor 10a
Exons: 5
Coding region: 956-1555 (199 amino acids)
Molecular function (GO): RNA binding
Source: RefSeq, a predicted model, not a curated record
UGUGUACAUCGAGCGGGACUGCGGCCUGUGAUCGCUUGUGUCAGGGGACCUGAAGGUUGCAGUUUUUUUUUAUUAUGGCGAGAUACAUGCGACCUCCAAACACUUCUCUGUUCAUCAGAAACAUCUCCGAUGACAGCAGAAAAUGUAAAGACAUACAGUUCUGGAGACCUUCACUACAAAGAAUAUUUAAAAGGGCCGAUGUAGAGUUAGAUUCAAGACAAAGAAAAUAAAGAGAAAGUUAAAGCUUGAAGAUUCAAAGGGGACCAAAAUUGGAGUCAAGGCCUCGGUCUGACCAAAGAAAGAGGAAAAGACUAAAGGUUAUUGGGCAAAGACAUCCCCAAGUCCUUCUCGGAGGUGGUUAAAGACAAUAAAGGUCAAGCUGAAGGUCAAAGGUCAAGCAUGUUAAAGGUAACCCGUUUUAAUGUUGUAUCCUACCAUUACAGAGCACAUGAUUUCUGUACGUAAUCAAAGGCAGUUUUCCAAUCCAUAAUUUCCCUCCCUUUGAUUCGCCUACAGAUGCAUUUAUUGGUGUUUCUUGAACUACGGGCACUAACUCAAUCGUCACAUUCACACUAGUUUUUAGUUGUUUAUGAUAUCUAAUGUCUUUUCCAGCUCAUCUCAUCCUCAGUUAAAACAUGUUAGGAAUAAAAUGGCACAAAAAAUAAAUACCAUUACAUUUUCACAUCUUUUUUGCAUCAUUUGAUUGGAAAUGACACCAUAAAAAUAUUCAUGUCAUGUACUGUGAAAGUGCCUGAAGUUGGAGAACACGUUUGGGAAUUUUGUGAAUUUCUUUCAUAAUUUCAGAGUCAUUUCAUCAACACAUUCCCCUGUUGCCGUUUAUCACAGUUAAUUUUGUGUUUUGCUUUAUAAUCUUUCAUACUUUUGGUGAAUAUCAAGAUCGUAUUGGUGGACAGUUCGGUGUCUAUCAUAUAAAUGUUCAUCAGACUCCUAAAAAAUGCAAAGCCUUAACAGCAGAUGCAUGUUCGAGGACGUUCGCGACGCAGAGGACGCGCUGCACAACCUGGACAGGAAGUGGAUCUGUGGACGGCAGAUCGAGAUCCAGUUCGCUCAAGGAGACAGGAAGACUCCCGGUCAGAUGAAAUCCAAAGAGAAACGCUCUCCUCGCAGCGACUCGCGAUACGACGACUACGACCGGGACGGGCGGCGCAGACGCUCACGCAGCCGCAGUUACGGCAGAAGCAGAUCUCGCAGUCCGUCCUACGAUCGUCGCGCUCGCCGGUCAGGAAGCCCUAGAGACUCUCGGUCACACGGCAGACACCGGAGAAGCAGAAGUCGGGAGAAUGACAGACACAGGUCACGUGAACACGGACGCAGACGCCACCGCUCUGCCUCACAUUCUCCUUCCCAGGACUCCAAAUAUAAGUCCAAGAGCCGGAGGUCUCAGUCCAGAUCGGCCAGCCCGGCCGUGGAAGACCUGCACCAGUCCACCGGCUCCCGUGAGGACGAACCCCGUGGCCGCUCGACUUCCCGUUCACCGUCUCGCUCCCGUUCGCGCUCCAGGUCCUGGGCCGGCCGCAAGUCUGGAGGCCGUUAGUGACCCUUCUGGUUUUAAAUAAAUACUGUAUCAUGUGCAGCUUUUCAUCGACCCUUUGUGUUUAAUCAUGAUGCCACAACAAAUUGUUCUUGUUGUUCUUAUCAGAUCCCCAAACAAAUGAUGCAAAUUGUUUGAAAGUCCAUGUCAAAGGCAGUUUGAGAUUGUUCUUUUGUAAGAAAUGCGCCCAUCGCUUUGAUGCCAGUAUAAAGAUGGCUUUAUUUUUAUAGUCAGAGACGAUCAGAACACCAGCUGUUUUUUUCCCUUGUUUGAACAUCAGAAGAUGCAUGCAGACACUGUUAAAAAAAGAAACGAUUAUAAUGACUUUGGCAAUGGCUCUGAAAGGUCGCAGUGUUACGUUUUCUGUUGAAGUUUUUCUUAAGGUUAUUAAUGUAUUUGAAACUAAAUCUGUAUUUUAGUUAAGUCUUGAUUGUAGCAUCUGUUUAUAUUAAAGACGUAGUAUUUUUGUCAUUGCUAAAUAAACAUGAUUUAAAUGUU